Messenger RNA from Dicrocoelium dendriticum, 2199 nucleotides. The record is from the annotation of a GenBank genome assembly. NCBI's taxonomy places the organism in Eukaryota, Metazoa, Platyhelminthes, Trematoda, Plagiorchiida, Dicrocoeliidae.
GGUGAGUUCGUUCCUUUUUCUCGAUUAUAUACCUGUAUUCAUUUGUUUCUUGCGUAAUUUUAGUACUUUUAUCGUGUUUUUGUUCAUCCUUUAUCUUUUCGACUCACAUUUCGAGAGUGGCAUCUGAGUCGUUUCACAGCGUAACCAUGCUUACUUUGGCUGUUCCAAGUUUCAUGGAACACAGCCCAGAGGUUUGGUUAAGAUAUUCGAGAUCGAACUGGAAAAUAAGGGCAUUACGGCGGACCGUCCGAGGUACAAUCAGCUCGUCCCACGCCUUCCUUCGUCGGUUGUGACGCUGGUUGAGGACAUUCUACUCUGCCCAUCGAAUGAGGCAAAGUAUGAAACAAUGAAGCAAGCGAUUUUAAAAGAGUUACAGCCCAGCGCACGAGCUCGAUUUGAACAGCUCAAUGGUCUCAAGCUUGGAGAUCGCAAGCCGUCGGCGUUGCUCCGCGAACUUCAGCGCAUCGCUGGUCCCUUAUUCUUGAGCGAAGAAGGGAUAAAGGAGCUGUGGUUUGCACGUCUCCCAGAGCCAUUGCCGGUAUUGCUGUCCAUGUUUAUAGAUACACCCCUGAAAGAAUUAGCUACCAAGGCAGACGCUGCGUUCGAACGUUUUCCGCAGCAGACGACCAGUAGCUCCGGUGACGUAUUCUCACCGAUGAAAACCGAAUCCUAUAUUUGCUCCCAGUCGUCAGACGGAUCUGACCCUAAAGACGAGGAAAUUGCGCUACUUCGCAGCAGGAUAGCAGCACUGAAGGCUUCGAAGCAGCGGGUGCCACGGUCAAAUGCUGACCACGUUUUGGCUACCGUUCAUUGCGGCUCGUCUGUGCCUGCACCGAGUACGUCUCCUUCGGCACGAAAGCGCAACAUUUUCCCUGCACGUUCUCAGUCAGAUAAUACCGAACCCGUCGAAGAAGUAUGUUGGUAUCACCGCCAAUACGGUGGAAGAGCUAGACGUUGUCGGGCUCCCUGCAUUAGGCACGACCCAGCUGCUUCAGGGAAAGCGAAUAGCCCGCAUACUAGCACGACCAACGUAUCCGUCAAUAAUCAAGCAAAUCGCCUGUUUUACGUUAAGGAUCGACGUUCUUCCAUCACGUUCCUCAUCGACACGGGAGCGGAAGUCAGCGUCAUCCCAGCGACCGCUAACGACAAGCACUCAGAGCCUACGUACAAUUUGCGUGCGGCCAACGGUUCUCCGAUAGCUUCAUUCGGUCAGCGCAUGAUGAACCUGGACCUCAAUCUUCGCCGAGAUUUUCAGUGGGUCUUCAUGGUUGCGUCUGUACCCUUCGCAAUUAUCGGUAUCGACUUCCUCCGACAUUUUGGUUGCUUGUUGAUGCUGGUCGCCACAGACUUUUAGACGACCGUACUAAACUAGGGGUUGAAGGCGUUCUUACGGACGCCCCGAUAAUCAGUCCCGUUUUUCGAAUCGCCGAUGUACCGUCAGAUUAUGCGAACCUACUGUCUGAAUAUCCGCGACUGGUACGACCAGCUGCAGAGCUUCCGCCAGUCACGACAGAGGUCGCUCAUCACAUAGUCACGCGUGGUCAGCCAGUUAGCGCACGACCAAGACGGCUUGCUCCUGACAAACUACGGGCAGCACGAGCUGAAUUCGACCACAUGCUUCAGCUCGGUAUCGUCAGACCGUCCAACAGCCCAUGGGCGUCGCCUCUGCACAUGGUCCCGAAGAAGGUCAUGGGGGACUGGCGUCCUUGCGGCGACUAUCGAACCUUGAAUACGGUUACCACGCCUGAUCGCUAUCCGAUCCCACACAUAGUGGAUCUCACCGCCAGUCUGGCAGGUAAAAAUAUCUUCAGCAAAAUCGACUUGGUACGCGCAUACAACCAAAUUCCGGUAGCCGAAGCGGACAUCGCUAAAACUGCCGUGACGACUCCAUUUGGUUUGUUCGAGUUUCUGCGCAUGCCAUUUGGCCUAAAGAACGCCGCGCAAACUUUUCAGCGCUUCAUCGACCAAGUUUGUCGCGGUUUAGACUUCGCUUACGCGUAUCUCGAUGACAUUUUAAUAGCAAGCUCUUCACGAGAAGAGCACAUGCGCCACGUACGAACACUUCUUGAUCGUUUAUCUCAACAUGGGGUGACGAUCAACGCAGAAAAGUGUUCGUUUGGUGUCGAUUCAGUCAACUUCCUCGGCCAUCGUAUCUUCUCUGCAGGCGUCGUGCCACCGCAGGAUAAAAUUCAAGCCAUC